CCUUUAUUAAUCAGAAGAACAUACGGCAUUUUUUAUUGCAAAUCCUCUGCCUCUCCACUUCAUCUUCGCCUCCUGCCUUUUCACUUCACCUGUUCCUCCUAACUGUUCACUUUCGCUCACAAAAUCAAUUGCAAAUCUCAAAAUCAAAACAUAGAGCAGAAAGAGAUUGAAGGAGGCGCAUGCAUCUGUGAUUGGCUCAAAGGUGGAAGGUAAGGGUUGGAUUUGGUCUGGGUUUUCUGGGUUUUUUUUGGUGCAUGUGUGAUUGAAGCAACCAUGGUCGUCCCACUGCAGAUUUUUUUGGAUUUGUGAGUUUGUUUGCGUUUGAAUUUUGGGAUUUUCUGGGUUUGAAAUUUUUUGCUUUUUUUUUUCCUUCGAAUUUUGUGGGAUCUGGGUUUGAAAAGGGUUGUGGGACACGAUAAAGAAGCAGAUGGGAGGAACGAAGUAGGGAGGGUGAAGCGAGCAGAUUUGGCUUAGCAGUCUGGCCAAUUUCAGGGAGCCUCAUUAAGACCCUUCAACAAAGCUUUUAGUCCGACUUAGUCUAGGCAAGUCUCAUUAAACAUAGUCUCUGCGUGAAACAAACACGGGACUAAACUAAGGUGUAAUCUGAUCUAGUCUAAGAAAGUUUAAUGAAGCCAAACAAACGGGCCAUUAAAGUACGAACUACAAACCAUGAUGCACCAAAUUAAGUGCCUAGUUAGUCGGAUCACGUUUUUCCUUAAUUAAUCUUCAUUUCAAUUCACGCUGGAGAGCUUGCACAGUGAUGGAUAAUUUGCAUGGAAGCAACUGUUACUUGAAUAAAUAAAUAAAUAAUAGAGGAAGCAAAGCAUGCAUGCAUGCAAUUCAUCAUAUAUACAGGAGAGUUAAAAACACACCCUUUCGGCCUUGAUGCAUGCAUUCAACGUUGUUUCCCUGCAACUUCCACUUUAACCGUCGCUAUAUUUCACCCCUUUCUCCAAUUUUACUCAUCAUCCUUUUAAAUGAUCAAGGAUAACUUAUGAUUAUAUAUAAUCGAUAUCAAUUACGUCAACAACUUUCUAAACUUUUUCUUCAGAGAUUUUUUUUUUUUUUUUUUCAUUUAAAAACCAUAUGUAUCCCCUUUUGAACUACAAGACAAUUAUUAUUAUAAUAUUUCUAUUCUCCUCUGUCAAAGUAAACGAUGCAAUUAGUUAAUUUUCUACUCAAUUAAUAAACUUAAUUACUGUAACAUGUUUGAUCUAAUUGAGUAGUUUGUCAUCUGUAAUUGUCUGACCCCUUUUGUUUAUUCAAGUAUUUACUUAAUAAACUUUAUUACUGCAAAUUGUCCCAGUACGUUACUGUAGCAGCGUACCUUAACCAUCCACUGGGUUAAAUAAGGACUUUUGAAAUUUAGAGAUAUAUAUUUAGGAUAAAAAUUCUUAGAUGUUUUAGGUCAAUAAUGAAAAUUAGGCCAUAACGGGGGAGGGUCCAUUGUUAGGCCAAAGACCUUAUAGUCUUUGGAGACUUCUUUUCAAAAAGAGUAAAUUGUAGUAAUGGUCCCUCAACUUUAAUCAAAUUAGAGCAAUGGUCCUUCAACUAAAAAUUCAUUACCAUUGGUCCCUCAACUUAUCAAAAUGUGUAGUUAUAGUCAUUUUCAUCAAUUUCACGUGAUUACGGAGAUGGUGGCAUAAAACGUGAAUUAUGAAAGUAAGACACUGCACAUUCCACGAUAAUGUAAACAUACAUGGUACGUGAAAAGUGGGUGUGUGUGUGUGUAUAGUUUUCUUGCCAAACAAUAUAAGAGUUGUUAUGGUGGCAUAAAACCUAUAUGAGUUGUUAUAUGGGCUCUUGUUUGACUGGAUGAUCUAAAUUGAUAGUCUGACAAUAUAAACAUUAAAUAUCUGAUAAGAUUGAGAAGAAGCUAGAUACCAAGGCCAAGGACUUGUAAUUGAAGUUCUCAAAGACUUGUCUGUAUAGCAUAGAAGUACAGGAGGCCUCCUCAAGGUGGCUUGGAAGAUAGCUUGAAGCAUAAACAUGAAGAGGAACAAUGGGAAGCAUUUGUAUGAGUUGUUGGAUGGGCAGAAGAGAAGUGCAACAGCUUCUUUAAUCUUCAUCCUGUUGUUGCUGCUUUUGUGUGUUGCUGCGUUGUUAUUUGCUGGCUGGAUUGAUACUAGAAAGUUUAUAUUUUCAGGUACUUACUCUAACGAGUCGAUAACACCCACAAAAGAAACCCCAAAAAGAAAAGAAUUCCCUCUGCAGUGUACCAAAGGAAUUAAUGUAAAGCAAACUUGUCCAAGAACCAACCCUACCACACACAACCCCACAAAUCCUAACCGUCCAUCAAACCUCACAUGCCCGUCACACUUUAGAUGGAUCCAUGAAGAUCUACGACCAUGGAAAGGGACGGGAAUCACAAGGGACAUGAUAGAGCGGGCCCGAAAGACUGCGCAUUUUAGGCUUGUGAUCGUGGAUGGAAAGGCCUACAUAGAGAAGUAUAGACAAUCCAUACAAACUAGGGACAUGUUCACAUUAUGGGGCAUUUUACAGCUUCUAAGGGUGUACCCUGGUAGAUUGCCUGACUUGGAGCUCAUGUUUGAUUGUGAUGAUCGGCCUGUCGUCCGAUCAAAGGACUUUCAGGGGCCUAAUGUUGGCCCGCCACCGGUGUUUCGAUAUUGUGCAGAUGAGGAGAGCUUGGACAUUGUGUUUCCAGAUUGGUCCUUUUGGGGCUGGGCUGAGAUCAACAUAAAACCAUGGAGAAGUUUAUUGCCAAGCAUAAAAGAAGGCAAUAAAAGAACAAAGUGGAAGGACAGGAUACCUUAUGCUUACUGGAAAGGCAACCCUUAUGUGGCUCCAACCAGAAUGGACCUUCUCAAAUGCAAUGUCUCAGAAAAAAAUGACUGGAAUACACGCCUUUAUAUACAGGAUUGGGAGAAAGAAUCUAAACAAGGGUACAAGCAAUCUAACUUGGUAGACCAGUGCACACACAGGUAUAAAAUAUAUGUAGAAGGAUGGGCAUGGUCUGUAAGUGAAAAAUACAUCAUGGCAUGCGAUUCUAUGACGCUGUAUGUAAAACCUCGUUACUACGAUUUCUUUAUGAGAGGCAUGACGCCAUUGCAGCAUUAUUGGCCUAUUAGGGACAACAGCAAGUGCACUUCUCUUAAGUUCGCGGUGGAAUGGGGCAAUAAUCACACAGACAAGGUGCAGGAAAUUGGGGAGGCAGCUAGCAAAUUCAUACAAGAAGAUCUAAAGAUGGACCGUGUGUAUGAUUACAUGUUUCAUGUGCUAAAUGAAUAUGCAAAGCUCUUGCAAUUCAAACCGACUAUACCUCCCAGUGCAGUGGAGCUAUGCUCAGAAACAAUGGCAUGUGCUGCAAAGGGUACAUGGAAGAACUUCAUGGUGGAGUCCAUGGUGAAGUAUCCUAGUGAUGAACUGCCAUGCACUCUGCCUCCACCAUACGAUUCUCCGGCUCUUCGUAAUUUUCUUGAGAGAAAGGCUAAUUCAACUAAGCAAGUGGAAGCUUGGGAAGAUGAAUAUUGGAAAAGUAGCAAUAAAACGCAAUAGAACCUUUUCCAAUGUCUCCUGUUGUGCAUUUUCUGUAUUCCAUAGGCUAUGACUUGUAAUUUUAUGUCCUAGACUUAAAUGAAGAGAUUUGAACAUAGGAUUCCAAGUAACUUUGCUGAUUAAUAUCCACUUAAAGUUUUAUC
Molecule: messenger RNA, 3659 nt
Organism: Pyrus x bretschneideri (Chinese white pear)
Lineage: Eukaryota; Viridiplantae; Streptophyta; Magnoliopsida; Rosales; Rosaceae
Product: O-glucosyltransferase rumi homolog
Exons: 6
Coding region: 1990-3516 (508 amino acids)
Source: RefSeq, a predicted model, not a curated record